CACAGAGCAUUCUGGGUAGAGGUGAAAGGCCAGUCAGAAAGACACUUCCACAACAAGCUGCCUAAGGAAGAUGGGCACCAAGGGAAAGUGAAAAUCACCACUGGAAUCUCCUGGUACCAUACAGUCCCAUCUACAACAAGAACAGAGGAAAGUCACCAUGAGCACUGCAGGCAAGGUGAUCAGAUGCAAAGCUGCUGUGCUCUGGAAGCCUGGAGCCCCACUGACUAUGGAGGAGAUAGAUGUGGCCCCACCAAAGGGAAAGGAAGUUCGAGUAAAGAUGGUGGCCGCAGGAAUCUGUGGUACAGAUAUAAAAAGUCUGGAUGACAAAAAGCUUGCCCCGUUUUGCCCCAUCAUCAUGGGCCAUGAAGGAACCGGCAUAGUCGAGAGUGUUGGGGAAGGAGUAAGCACGGUGAAAACAGGUGAUAAAGUUAUCAUCUUAUGUCUACCACAAUGUGGAGAAUGUAACACUUGCCUCAAUUCCAAGAAUAAUAUUUGUAAGGAAGUUAGACUUUCAGGGACACAUCUGACGUCUGAAGGCAACAGCAGAAUUACCUGCAAAGGAAAGAUAGCGUAUCAAUAUAUUACUACGGGCACCUUCUCUGAAUACACAGUCAUAAAGGAAAUCUCAGUCGCCAAGGUUGAUGAAGAUGCUCUUCUGGAGAAGGCAUGCAUAAUUGGCUGUGGGUUUGCCACUGGCUUUGGCGCUGCCAUCAACUCUGCCAUGGUGUCUCCAGGCUCCACCUGUGCUGUGUUUGGCCUUGGAGGUGUCGGUCUGUCUGUCAUCAUGGGCUGUAAAGCAGCAGGAGCAGCCAGGAUCAUCGCUGUGGACACCAACAAAGACAAGUUUGCAAAGGCCAAGACAGUGGGUGCCACUGAGUGCAUAGACCCACAAGACUUUGAGAAACCCAUUCAAAAUGUCUUAUUUGAUAUGAUGAAUGAUGGAGCAGACUUCACCUUUGAGGUCACUGGAAACCCAGAAACAGUGGAAACUGCCCUGGCCUCCUGCCACAAGGAUCAUGGAGUCUGCGUGAUUGUUGGAUCAUUAGCAUCUUGGAUUCAGCUCAACAUCAAUAGUCAGUUGUUCUUCUCGGGACGUACUCUAAAAGGGUCAGUUUUAGGAGGCUGGAAAACCAAGGAGGAAAUCCCUAAGCUGGUUUCUGACUAUACGGCAAAGAAGUUUAACCUAGAUCCACUGAUUACCCACACCCUGACUCUCGAUAAGGUCAAUGAAGCAAUUCAGCUCAUGAAAAACGGGCAAUGUAUCCGCUGUGUCCUGUUACCUUAAUUACAAGAGCUGCAGUAUUUCAUCACUAACUUGGAUUCUCUAUAUUAUUGUGAUUUAGAAGAAUCAGUCACACAACGCUUUUCUGUUUACUUGUCUUUGACUCACUCAGAACCUUGUGUCAGGCUUCUCACCUGACCACACCAUCAAAGUUACUCUCACAUGACCCAGUGCCAGCAGGACCAGCCUCCCUUUCACAGCUAUAUGAAGGUUGAUUUGAACCACCCAAUGGCACACUCUGCAGAUGAAGGCACACCAAGAUGCUCCAUUGGCACAGCUGUCUUUACCUCCAGACCCACAUGUCCUCACCCCCUGGAUACUUCCCACACUGUAUGGAUCUGCACAUGAAGCUCUGUGUAUUGUCCACAAAAAUCAGAACUCCCACCAGAGAAGCUACUGGAGCUGAUAAACAACUGAGCAAACUUUCAGGUCACAAAACCAACACACAACAAUCAAUAGUGUGGGUACAUAGCAAUGGCAAGUUAUCUGAUAUGGAAAUCAAGGAAGCAAUCUCACAGAGUGAGAUUGAUCUUGCAGAUAAAUUAGUAACUAGGAACAAAUUUAACCAAAGGUGAAAGAUCUCUAUAAUAAAACUGUGAAACAUUGCAGAA
This is a messenger RNA of Peromyscus leucopus (white-footed mouse), 1893 nucleotides long. Its product is annotated as alcohol dehydrogenase 6. Bases 158 to 1285 code for a protein of 375 amino acids. The record is from RefSeq and is a predicted model, not a curated record. Gene Ontology annotation, biological process: retinoic acid metabolic process; retinol metabolic process. The transcript is spliced from 10 exons. NCBI's taxonomy places the organism in Eukaryota, Metazoa, Chordata, Mammalia, Rodentia, Cricetidae. Gene Ontology annotation, cellular component: cytosol. Gene Ontology annotation, molecular function: zinc ion binding; all-trans-retinol dehydrogenase (NAD+) activity.